Pelagomonas calceolata is the source of this 2291-nucleotide messenger RNA. The record is from the annotation of a GenBank genome assembly. NCBI's taxonomy places the organism in Eukaryota, Pelagophyceae, Pelagomonadales, Pelagomonadaceae.
GCUGGAUCAGAAUCGCUGCGCAAUCGCUGCCCAAGGCAUCGCAGCUGUCAGAUACAUUGUCGCAAGUUCCGCCAGGAACGAAUUGCGGACGGAGGCAGCAGAACAGUAGAUAAAAAUGGGCGCUGGCGCCUCGCAGGGCUUCGUCGAGGCGGCGGACGACAAAGAAAUGGAGAUGCCGGAUGCGCCAGAGCACCUCAAAGCCUUGGCGUCGAGGCUCUCGGCGGCGCACGGCGUCGCGGAAGCCAUCAUAUGCCAGGGCCUGGUCGUGCUCGAGCCGUGCGUGCAGCGUCGACUUAAUCGACGGAUCACCAAGCCGCUCGAUCUUGCCUGCCUGCGGGCGUUCAAGGCGGAAAUGGAGGGACAGGACGUCGCGCCGGACGUUCAGGCCGCGCUAGACGCACUACCGGCGGGCAUCGGAGACAAGGUCGUGGCACUCUUAGAUUCGCUCCACCUUUGUGGCGGCUACUUGCCUCGCAUCGGUCUGGGCAGUGGUGGCUUGUAUAAACACUUCGAGGAAGGCGCGCGUCCCCACGAGCACGCCUACGACCAGGGCUGCCGCAUGUGGGACUGCUCCGACCCCUGCCCGUCGAUGCCGCCCUUCAGCGGCCUCUACGACCGCGCGCGCAUGGCGGAACAGAUGGCAACCAAAGAUCUGAGCGACUUCGUGCUCAUUUGCCACCCGGACCCCUGGUCGAUGGGCGUGGAGCCCGGGAACGUCCGGCGAAGUCUGGCGAAACAGCAGGAGCUGCUCGCGCCGAUGGCACGCGAGGGAGAGCCCCUCGUCGACGUCUACGCUCCGUUCGGCGCAUCGCGGUUAGACGGGUGGUCGCCGGACGAAAACGUACCCUUCGAUGAAGUGUGGAGGGAGUGCGAGGAGCUACAUCGCGAAGGCAAGGUCCGCGCGUUGGGCGUGUGUAACAUGAGCGCGCCGCAGCUGGAACGGCUCCUGGAGUUCUGCGAGAUUCGACCGGCCGUCUACGAGACCGAGUCACACAUUAUGCACCAGCGGCAAGAUCUCGUCGACCUCUGCCGCCGCGAGAAGAUCGCGAUGCUCGCGCACACGCCGCUUGGUCAGGGAACCGUCCUAGAUAGCGCGUUGCUCGCGCACGAUACGCUCUCGCCCGCGCAAGCUGCUCUGCGGCAAAAUCUCGAUCGCGGCGUCUCGGUGCUCCCGGGCGCGGAGAAACUAUCAGAGAUUGAUGAGGACCAGGCGACUCCGCUCGGUCCGCCCGUUGCGCGCAUUCCCCCGCCAGCUGCCUUCGUCGCUCUCUCGGUAGCAGCGGUCAACUCAAAGUUCAAGGCUAUGAUCGCGCCGACCGCCGACCUGGUGCGGCGGGACGACGGCCACUGGUACGUUCUGUCCGCCGCGGACGACAAGGGGUGCGUGCGCAAGGAGGUCAUCGCGCAGAAUAGCGCCACGAUCGAGCAGAUCCGGCCCAUCAUCGCCGCGCUGCCUCGGAAGGAAACGGCCGCGGCGCGGCGGCGGGUGAUCUGCGAGGAGCUGGCGAAGCUCGGCGACGACCGCAAGCUCGGAUCCAUGAAAGUGAUUCCUGCGACCGUCUUCGCGGCGCAGGACAAAAUUCCCCGGCGGUCCUGCAAGGACGAGGGUCCGACCCCCCAACUCGACGCUUCGGACCUGCCCGAAGGUGCCCGGUUGAUAUUCUUCAGUCAGCGCUGGCUCACCCUGUCACAUCCUGACGAUGAUAAGGGUACAAAACGCACCGCAAUCGUCGACGCGGCCGAGGCUUACGCUAAGCAGGCGGACGUCGAGCUGGAACAGAUAUAUAUCUGGUUCGAUCUGGCGUGCAUCGAACAGGACGACUUAGCCGAACUCGUGCGUGGCGUGAAUUCUCUGGGCUUAUAUAUCACGGCCUGCGACGCAUUCGUCUCGAUCGACCAUCCUGAGUACUGGUCUCGAGCAUGGUGCCUGAUGGAGCAAGAGUUCGCACGGUGCGCGGGAGUGCCGCGCUUCGUGAUUAGCUCGGACGGUAUACUGGUCCCCACUAGCCACGAGGUGACGGAUCCGCGCGACGGCAAUUUAACAGUAGAGAACGACCGCGGGGCGAUCGACGUCCUCUGCCUCGUAGCGCACGACCUGCGCUCGCGCUUGUACCUCAGUGGUAUUUCCCAAUGGUCCACGGAGGGCCAACUGGCCGAGGCCAUCGGCAACAGGGUAUUUCAAGGCGCGGAGGAGGGAGUCCGCUCCAACAUCAUCAAGACCUAGGCCCCUCUGUCGGGCUCACAUGUCAAGUCGUCGUAUAGUCCGACGCCGACAUAUCUAGUAAUACGCU